This is a messenger RNA of Paralichthys olivaceus (Japanese flounder), 4000 nucleotides long. Lineage: Eukaryota; Metazoa; Chordata; Actinopteri; Pleuronectiformes; Paralichthyidae. The record is from RefSeq and is a predicted model, not a curated record.
AGCGUCACAUAGGCAAACAGGAGCCUGAGGGGCAGCACGCAGGGACCGAAGAGGACUGAAGGAGAGACUGGGGUGUUUUGGAUCUGAUGCACAAACUGAAAGAUUGACUUACAGGAGAGGCAGGCAGAAGGGAAAAGAGAGGACUUAUUGAUUUUUACACACAGAGAAAGAAAGAGCCAGAUACACUGUACAGUUUUGUUUUUGCAGAAAAGACAGGAAGGCAGGAAGAUAACUCGUGAGCAAGCCUAAACCUUUUUCACAUUUUUCCACCUGGGACUGUAGUUGUCGUCCUGUCGUCCACUGGAGAAGAAAAGAAGCAGAUGAACGGAGGCACGUUAUGAAUGACAGGGGAAAACGCCUCCUCUCAAGCCAGCAAUGCUUUUGAGGAACUUUGCACUGGACUGUUGCUGUGUGCUAUGUUCCUGGACACGGAUGCAGGCAUAAGAGACACAUUUCCAUUGAAUUACUCUUGAGGAUCCACGUUUUCUUUUUACCUUCCGUGCAGGUGACUGUCACUAUGAUUUCGCAAAGGUACUCUUUAACACUAUCAUGGACUUCUUGUCUUCUAGUCCUGUGCCUCCUGGAUGUAUGGACCACCGCCCAACAGUCCCAGCCCCAGCUGCAGUCCCGCCGGUCCAGGCAAAUGUCAACCCUCACAUCGUCCUCCUCCUCCUCCUCAUCAGCCGGCAACCUGUCAGAGAGCGCAGAGAGCAAAGUGGAGCGCCUCGGCCAGGCGUUCAAGCGCAACGUCCGCGAGCUGCGCGAGAAAAGCUCUUGCCUGGACCUGGUCUUCCUGGUGGACGAGUCGUCCAGUGUGGGGGCCAACAACUUCCUGAGCGAGCUGAGAUUCAUACGCAAGAUGCUGUCUGACUUCCCUGUGGCGGCGGAGAACACGCGGGUGGCAUUGGUCACCUUCUCAUCCAAGACCCACGUGGUGACGAGGGUCGACCACAUCACAGCGCCCAAGUCCCACCACCACAAGUGUUCCCUGUUCAACAAGGAGAUCCCGGCCAUCAACUACAGAGGGGGCGGCACCUACACCAAAGGAGCCUUCCAGAGGGCGGCGCAAAUCCUGCGUCACUCUCGUUCGAACGCCACCAAGGUCAUUUUCCUGAUCACCGACGGCUACUCUAAUGGCGGGGACCCUCGGCCGGUGGCGGCAGCUCUGAGGGAACGCGGCGUCGAGAUCUUCACUCUGGGCAUCUGGCAGGGGAACAUCAGGGAGCUCCACGACAUGGCCUCGCACCCCAAAGACCAGCACUGCUACCUGGUGCACAACUUUGCAGAGUUUGAGGCGCUGGCUCGUCGAGCGCUGCACGAAGACCUCCCCACAGGCGGCUACAUCCAGGAGGAUCUGUCCCGCUGCUCCUCUCUGUGCGAAGCGGGCAGGGAUUGCUGCGAUGUGAUGGCGAGCUGCAAGUGCGGCACACACACCGGACAGUAUGACUGCAUCUGCGAGAAGGGAUACUACGGGAAGGGGCUGCAGCACGAGUGCACAGCGUGCCCACCUGGCACUUAUAAACCAGAGGGAACACCGGGAGGUCUGAGCACCUGCCUGCCAUGUCCGGACCUGCAGCACACGUCCCAGCCUGGCAGCACCUCCGUCAGUGACUGCGUCUGCAGGCCAGGCUAUCAGCCAGUAGGCAUGACCUGCCAGGUGGUGUAUUGUCCAGCGCUGUCCCCUCCUGAAAAUGGCUUUUUCAUCCACAAUGUAUGUAACAACCACUUUGAAGCUGCCUGCGGUGUGCGGUGCCAGCCAGAUUUUGACCUCCAGGGAACCAACAUCAGACUGUGCCAGGCUGACGGCACUUGGUCAGGGACGCCUGCCACCUGCAGAGUUCGAUCCUGCCCGCUGCUCUCUCGGCCGCAGCACGGAUUCCUUAGGUGCAGCGAUGGCGGUGCCUCCUACAGGGCGGAGUGUCAGGCAGGCUGUGAGCGAGGCUACAGGCUGGAGGGGGACGUCAGACUCACCUGCCAGGCCAACUCGCAGUGGAGUGGAUCCCAACCUCGGUGUGUGGAGGUGCGUUGUCCCCCUGUUGUGGCUCUGAAGAACAUCCUGCUGUCGCCCCCUGCCUGCGGGAGGAGGGCAGCAUCGCCGGGCUCCUUUUGCCUGCUCACCUGUCGUCAAGGUUACAGUCUCCAAGGAAACAGGAAGGCUGUGUGCAUGGGCUCCGGGAACUGGACCGCUAACGUCCAUAAAGCCGUCUGUAAAGAUGCUGAAUCACCAAGGAUCCAGUGCCCUGCGGACAUCGUCGCAGAGACAGAUGAGCGGCGUGGGACCGCCAACGUCAGCUGGAACGUCCCAAAUGCCACUGACAACUCCAAAGAGGAGGUGACGGUGCAGGUGAAGCCAGUCUACGCUCCUCCCCAGCUGUUCCCCAUCGGAAAAGAGACCAUCACCUACAUCGCGACCGACCGCACCGGGAACCAGGCCAACUGCUCCUUCACCGUCACAGUCAUCGGUGGCCGCCUCACAGUCACCAGCAGCCAUACUCCAGGCUCUCUGUUCCCAGUGGGCGAGACUCUGGUGCAGUACACCGCCACUGAUGCUGCAGGAAACAGCCGCGCCUGCAACCUCACCGUCUCUGUGCAAGGGACAACCUGUGAACAACCCUAUGUCCCAGUGAACGGAGAGUUUGUUUGCGCUGAGGAAGACGAGGGUGUGAACUGUACUCUUCACUGUAAAGACGGAUACAGCUUCACUCAGGAUGCAGUGCACAGUUACCUCUGUGCGUUCAACGGUGUGUGGGAGCCUCCGUACUCUCCUGAGAGACCCGACUGCUCGUUGAACCGUAUCGCAAACAACGGAUUCAAGCCCUUUGAGAUGCUGUUUAAAGCGUCCAGCUGUGAGGACGUAGACCUGGUCAAGUCAUUUACUGGAGAGUUCAACACCAAACUGGGCGGGAUGCUCCCCAACAUUUGCAGCAGCGAUGAUGUCACCUGCAAGCUGGAGGUGAUGUCACAGGGUCACUGUCUGGAGUACAACUACGACUACGAGAACGGCUUUUCUAUUACACCAGGGGGAUGGAGCAACAACUGGAGUCCUCAAGGCUCCCAGGACUACGCCUACUUUGAGUCCGGCUUUGCCACAAGCUCUCGGCAGAUCGCCAACCGGCAGCGAGACGGCGGCGUGAAACCACAUCACCGCGCCAAGAGACACCGGAAAAUCAAAGGCCCCACCAGAGACCAGAAGAUCCAGAUCUUUUUCAACAUCACAGCAAGCAUCCCUCUGCCCCUGUCGAGGAACGACUCAAUAGAGGUGGUCAAUCAGAAGAGGCUCCUGAGGACGCUGGAGCAGCUGACCAAUAGACUGAAGCGAACGCUGGCCAAGCAGCCGCUGUCCAGUUUCCAUGUGUCCUCAGAGAUGAUAGUGGCCGAUCCCAAAUCGCUGGAGAGCAGGAGGGCGUCUCUGUUUUGUCAGCCGGGCUCGGUGCUCAAAGGCAGAAUGUGUGUGCAAUGUCCGGUGGGAACGUACUUCUCUCUGGAGUAUAACGAGUGCGAGAGCUGCUGGCUCGGCUCCUUCCAGGACCAGGAGGGUCAGCUGGAGUGUAAGUCCUGUCCUGAAGGAACCUCCACAGCCUACCUGCACUCCCGCAGUGUGGCCGAAUGCAAAGGGCAGUGCAAACCUGGUAGUCAUUCCCUGAAUGGGCUUGAGAUCUGCGAGUCAUGCCCGCUGGGACACUUCCAGUCGGGCUUUGGCGCCAGGGAGUGUCUGGUCUGUCCUGACGAGACCUCCACCGUCACCAGAGGAGCAGUGGACGAGAUGGAGUGUGGAGUCCCCUGUUCAGCAGGUCAUUUCUCCCGCACCGGUCUGGUCCCCUGUUACCCUUGUCCCAGAGAUUACUACCAGCCUGAUCAUGGCCGCUCCUACUGCCUCUCCUGCCCCUUCUACGGAACCACCACCAUCACAGGGGCAACCACCAUCCAGCACUGCUCCACUCAAUCCAACUGGAAAAGGGAUUACUGCCCUGGGAUUGAGAGGGGAAAGGAAAUAAUGUGA